AUGGCUCCAGUUACACGAAGCGGCAGCGCCGCUCCAGAGCGACAACCACAACGAGCCGGCGACUCCGACCCCUCACAGACCCUAAGCCAACUCCCCUCUCAGACCCUCCCUCCAAGCUCGAACCCAGGCCCAGCCCACGAGAACCCCUCGCUCGAGGCACCAGCAGAUAUGGCCGGGUUGCAACGCCAGGAACGCGAGCUCGAUCGUCAGUUGGAAGAAGAGGAGAUACGGCAGCGGCUGAGGAGCAAGCGCGCUCGCUUAACACUACUCCAGAGCGGCGACACCGGCCCGGAGCCCCGGCCAGCUGGCCUCAGCCCUCUCAGCACCCCUCCUGUGCCGACCCCUUCAGAGGCACCCUCGACAGCGCCUGCACAGCUAUAUCGCGGCUUGCCAGCCCUCAUAUACAAGGGGGGAUCGUACAUGGAGUUGAAGACGUUCCUAUACGACCUGCGGUACCAUUUCGACAUCUGCCGCUUGACCAAUGAAGCGGAUAAGGUGGGAUAUGCAGUGCGCUGCUUGAAAGACGAUCCCAAGCGGGACUGGGUCAACUAUGUCGCCCGCCAGGAGGAGGGACAGCGUGAGCCUGUCCCUAUCACCUUCGGAGAACUCGAGUCCUUCCUGGAGAACCAAUUGGCCGAUCCCACCACCCGCGCUGUCACUGCUGCAGCGACGCUUGCAAGCAUCGCUCAAGGCAAGGGCGAAUCAGUGAUAAGCUUCGUGCGCCGGUACCAGGAGGCGGAGCUUGAGUCUCCCCAUCCUGACACCGAGCAACACCGCAUAACGGCUGUCCUCACACGCCUCAGACCAGAAAUCCGUAUCGCCAUCAGUGCGCAGACGACGCUCCCGAGCAGCUGGAAUGCCCUGAUUGGCUUAGCACGACGUAUCGAAUCCGCUCAAGGGACGGUCACCAACCCUCAACCUGCUGUCAAGACGCUCCUAAGCAGCAGCCCAGGAACUGCUACCCCCUCAUAUCACAGGCCAUUUUGCUAA
This is a messenger RNA of Cryphonectria parasitica EP155, 990 nucleotides long. RefSeq lists its product as uncharacterized. The transcript is spliced from 2 exons. NCBI's taxonomy places the organism in Eukaryota, Fungi, Ascomycota, Sordariomycetes, Diaporthales, Cryphonectriaceae. The coding region runs from base 1 to 990 and encodes 329 amino acids. The record is from RefSeq and is a predicted model, not a curated record.